Sordaria macrospora k-hell is the source of this 1479-nucleotide messenger RNA. RefSeq lists its product as uncharacterized. NCBI's taxonomy places the organism in Eukaryota, Fungi, Ascomycota, Sordariomycetes, Sordariales, Sordariaceae. Gene Ontology annotation, molecular function: DNA binding. Gene Ontology annotation, biological process: DNA strand elongation involved in DNA replication; DNA replication. Gene Ontology annotation, cellular component: delta DNA polymerase complex. The record is from RefSeq and is a predicted model, not a curated record.
AUGGUCACCUUAGACGAAGUUCUCGGUAGCGGUCUGCUACAGAAGCCCUCAGGCCAUGAUGCGCCCGAGGCUCUUCAACGCCAGAUCACCAACUACAAGCCCCUUCAGACCUUCAAGCUCGAGAAAACCCGUCCGUACCAACAACAAUAUGCCGACAUCUACUUCCUACGUCUUACGAAGAUCAGACCUGCCGUCGAGGCAGCCGCCCGCGCCGCUUGGGAGGGAACAGUGCUUGGUGGUGAGAAGGUCAAGAGGGUUGAACGUGUCCUAGACGUUCGCCAGGGAGAACUAUGUUGGGUAGCAGGAACAGUAUACAUGGACAUGCCUCUGAAACCUUCGAUUCUCGAGGACGUUUCCAAGGAUCGCUGGAUUUCCGCUCCCACCUCGAUCGGUCACUACUACUCCGGCAAUGGCGACGACUCGAUAAUGCUCGAAGAUGACUCCGGCCGUAUCCGCCUCGUCGGCAACGCUCUGCAAGACCACUUUAUGGUGACCGGCUGCAUCGUAGCCGUUAUGGGUACCGAGAACACCAACGGCGAAUUCGAAGUAAUCGAUCUCCUCUUCGCCGAACUACCACCGCAACCCGAGCGCUGGUCUCUCUCAAAAGGCAAAAAGGAAGAGUCAGAAGACGUCGAAAUGAUGGACGCCUCUUUCUCUGGACACCCAUCCAAGCCACCAUCCAAGAAAAUCGCCAUCGUCUCCGGCCUCGAGUUCUCCAACGCCGACACCUCCUACGCCAUGGAGCUCAACCUGCUCCUCGAGUACCUGCUCGGCGAAGCUCUCGACCCGUCCACGCAGCGCGACGAGCUCUCGCACAUUACCCGCCUCAUCAUAGCGGGCAACUCCAUCUCCACCACCGCCAACGAGACCACCAAGGCCGCCGCCUACGACACCUCGACGCUUAAAAACAAGUUCCAGCCACAACACAAGAAAUAUGGCUACGACAGCAGCUCCUACAACCCAAUCCCGUCCCAACUCUUCGACAACUUUCUAUUUGAACUCCUCCCCACCAUGCCCGUCACUUUGCUCCCCGGCGCCCUCGACCCGGCAAACGCGAGUUACCCGCAACAGCCAAUCCACCCGGCUAUGUUCCCGCAGUCGCGGACGUACAUGUCACCGCCCAAAGUCGGGGUGGGCAAGGACGGAGAUGUUCCAGAGGCGGAAGAGCCGGGGUGGUUCGACAACGUGACGAACCCGUGGGAGGGCGAGAUUGAGGGGUGGCGGGUUUUGGGCACGGGCGGCCAGAAUCUCGAUGAUGUGUUCAAGUACGUGGAGAGCGAAGACAGACUGGGCAUGAUGGAGGCCAUGUGCAGGUGGAGGUGUGUGGCGCCGACGGCGCCGGAUACGCUCUGGUCCUACCCCUUCCAAGAAGACGAGCCCUUCGUAACAAAGAUUGUCCCCACCUCUUCUUUGUCGGCUGCCAGCCCGAGUUCGGCACGAAAGUGGUCCAGGGGCCCAAUGGCCAAGCGGUCCGAUUAA